Bactrocera neohumeralis is the source of this 3400-nucleotide messenger RNA. Its product is annotated as serine/arginine repetitive matrix protein 1. Bases 1186 to 2985 code for a protein of 599 amino acids. The transcript is spliced from 6 exons. Lineage: Eukaryota; Metazoa; Arthropoda; Insecta; Diptera; Tephritidae. The record is from RefSeq and is a predicted model, not a curated record.
AAUUUAUUUGUAUAUAAAUACCUAUUUUAAAGCAGUUGAAAUGUGGAGAAAAUAUGUGUUGGCUUACAAAGCAAAAAAUGUAUGCCUCGGUUGCACUCGUCGGGUCAAUAUGGUGCGGUCGUUGCCGUCCAAGUUGCAUAUGCUAAUUGUGUACAAAAUUUUGCAUAAAUAUUUAUACGGUGGAUAUGCCUGCGUUUAUAAUUGGAGUAUUUUAUUAACAUAGUUUUGUGAAAAGAAAAUUCCAAAUUUGUUUUAUAUAAUAUACAUAUAUGCGCAUACGUGUGUAUAUAUAAGUGUUCACGAUAAAAAGGGAAUGUGCAUGGUGUAGCCAACAUGUUUGUAGUGUCAUGGAUGACACGAACAACAGAGCUUUAGUGAUGUGGCAGUUGCUGUAUUAUAGACGGUUUCGGUGUUUUAGACGCGAUAUAUACGUAAAAAAGCUAUUGGGCUGCACGAAAACGGACAAUAUUUUUUCUUGAGCCAAAUUGCGUACGUGACGGUAAAAUGCAAUUGACACAGACAUUUUAAGCGUGAGUAGCCGGUGGAUUUUUAUUAUGCGUGCCUCAUAUGUAUGCGGUUGCGGCGUUCGUGAGGUAUUCGUUACAUGAUCGAUAUAAAAUGCGGUACUCGUAGAUAUCGGUGUUUAUCGUUCGCACAGCAACUGCUGUCUAGCAGCUGCCUUUGAUUUGAUACGCCCAUUCUAACCUCUGUUUUCUAAUAAAGAAAAUAUUUAAAUCACAUUGCUACUAAAAAAAAGUGUUAAUAAAAUUAUUAAAAUAUCCAUUAUUCCGCAUUUUGUUGUUUUCCUAAGUUAAGUUUGCAUACCUUGCUUCUACCCACUAAUCAGUUUUAGAAAAAAUCAAAAGUUAUAACAAAAAUACAUACAUAUUUGCAUUGCUUGUUUAAAGUGCUGUUCACUCAUGUUUUAUUAAAAUGUUUCUUGCAGCUUUUUUGUGUAAGUGCUUAAGUGCGCGUUCUAUCCUAAAGCGUUACAGCUUAAUUUAGUUGGCACAUAAGCCAACAUCGGUUUGCGCGCGAGUAUUAAACGUAGUAACGUCGUCGAAAGUACACAACUUAGACGCUCGGCAUAUAUACAAAAUACGAAUCUUGGCGCUUGUCUCGUAGCAAUUAUUGAUUAUCACUUGUCCGACUCUGUAAAAUCGCUUGAAUUUAACAUCUUUCACCAUGUCGACGUCGCGCAGACGUGGCGAAUUAAAUCCGAAACUCCAUAUGGAUAGACAGCCGACAGUUGCACGUAUAACAGAUCCUUCAUUACCUGCCGGCAAACGUCGUGAGAUCGAUAACGUUAUGAAAAAGGCACGCGCUAACACCAACGAUUACUGGGAUAAAAAAUUGCUUGAGGUGGAGGAAAAAGAUCCAAAUCGCUGGCGUCAUACAGGCUAUAAGAAAAUGUAUAUACAAGGUGACAGCAGUUCUGGUGAAAGUGAACGUGAAGGCGGUUUUCGUUAUAAUUCCGCAGCAGGCGGUCCUGCUGGUGGACCUGUUGGUGGCCCGCCACCAAAUAAUGUUCGUUAUGGUCGCUCACGUUCACCGCGUUCGCGUAGUCGCUCGCGUUUGCGUAAAUCGCCACCUAUGUCGCCGCAUAUGCGUCGCCGUUCGCCACCAAUGGAUAUGGGUGGACGUCGUAUGUCUCCACCCAUGGACGGUAUGCGCGGUCGUCCGCGUUCGCCACCACCACGUGGUGGUGUACCGCCGCGUUCGCCUUCUGAUAUGGGUCGCGGUCGUAUGCCCUUGCUGGGCAGUGCUGGUGGUGGUAAUAAUCGUCCGCGUUCACCACCCGAACCGCCAAUGCGUCGUAAACCGUCGCGAUCGCCACUAGGUAGGCGGCGCUCACCACCUAGCAUGAGUCGCCGGCGUUCACCACCACCUGUUGGACCCAAUAAAAGGGGACAAAUAUUGCCGCGUUCAAAGCGCCCACCAUCGCCUCCACCGCGGAAUUCGUGUCGCUCGCGUUCGAAUAGUUCGGUUAGUAGCUGCUCGGAUGAUUCUUGUUCGGUUUGCUCGCCCAAACAUCACAAUAGAUCACGCUCUCAAUCUAUACCACGUGCGCGUAUACCAGGUGGUCCGCGUUCUCCGCCGCCAAAAGCAUCGUCGCGUUCGCUGCAAUAUCGUGGUGGACAACCACCACCGAACGGUCACACUUCGUCACGUAUGCAUGCGCGCCCGUCGUCACCACCACCACAACCAAACGCGCGUUCCGUUGAUAAAUAUCGUGAUGACAAGGUUCGUCGGUAUAGUCAUGACCGCAGCAUGGAUCGCGUGCCAACAGAUGGGCGCCUGAAACUUGUCCGUACGGGUCGGCAUUCACCGAAUGAAGAUCUGCGCGUAAAGAAUCGUCCCCCAGAGCCACCAGAGCCAGCUACGACUUCUUCAUCAGCAACAGUUGCUGUCUCCAAGAAAAAGAAGAAGGAUAGAGAACUACGUACACGCAUUAAAAUUGAAGGUGAAAAACGUAAGAAGCACUCAUCGUCAGAAUCCGAAGAUUCUGGUGGCUCGGAUAGUGAUAGCUCAUUGCCGACAUUUAUUGCCGCCACCGGUUUGACGCUAUCCGAACGUUUUGGCAAAAUGGCACAAUGGAGUAUUGAUCGUAGCAAUAUGGAAAAUAUGCGCAUAACCAAAGACUCUACCGGUGGAGCUUUGAAAGUUAUGAUCGAAGAGGGUCUCGAGUCGCCACCGCGUCGUUACUCGUAUUCACCAGCUCCGGCUGGGCACUUUCCGGAAGAACUUGCGACCACAGCACCGUCGGGUAUGCUGUCGUGGGAUGAUGUACGCGUACGUUACGAGUACUACAAGAGUCGUGGCUAUCUGCGCGAUCUAGAUUUGAAGGAUUAUAUAAAAUGGGAGGAAUGGUGGUAUAAAUAUCAAGAAUGGUUGAAACAAGAACGCUAUUAUGAAUAUUGGGAACGUCAACAAAUGGCGCGUCGUCGACGUAAGAAGCUACCCAUUACGCAGCGUCUAAAUUAGGUACUGACCCCUUUCUUGUAUUCAUUCGUUUCAUCGCAGAUUAAGAAGUUGUUUUAGAACUUGUAACUUGCACACGAUUGCGCUAAAUGAAAGCGAAAAAAGCAUCAACAUUUGCCACCUACGGUUGUAAGUUGCUUGAUGUAGUGUUGCUUUUCAUUGUUGUGUGAACUGCGUUUAAAAUUUCCCCCAUUCUUACAUUUGUUCUACAUUUAAAAUGUAUAAAAAAAUUAAUUAAUAAAAUAUAUAUUCGUAAGUUAUUUAUAGAAAUUAUAUACAUACGAAGCAAGCAACUCACGGUUUUAGUCUCAAGUUUUGCCGGAGUUGCGGCUUUCAAAAAAAAAAAAUUAUUAUGUAUUAGACUUUAUAUUAUAAACAGUGUAAUAUUAAUUUAAAUAAAUGAUUGGAUAAAAAUUAA